This is a messenger RNA of Syngnathus typhle (broad-nosed pipefish), 1600 nucleotides long. Its product is annotated as oocyte zinc finger protein XlCOF6.1-like. Gene Ontology annotation, molecular function: RNA polymerase II cis-regulatory region sequence-specific DNA binding; DNA-binding transcription factor activity. Bases 413 to 1327 code for a protein of 304 amino acids. The transcript has 2 exons. The record is from RefSeq and is a predicted model, not a curated record. Lineage: Eukaryota; Metazoa; Chordata; Actinopteri; Syngnathiformes; Syngnathidae. Gene Ontology annotation, biological process: regulation of transcription by RNA polymerase II.
CUUUUAAGAGUAGUUUGUCCAAACAGGGUCGCCGUAGCCAAUGCGUUGCACAGUGUACGCCUAACUGCCAUCGAAUUAGUUUAGUUUUGCGUUAUAAUAAUAAUCUCAUUUUAGUUUUCAAUUCUAUCACAUAACGGGGUGACCGUAACUUAGCAAUUACCAGGCGCCAUUUAAACUGGUAUGUGAUCACUUUCGAGGAUCUCCGGUUUAGCUUAGCUUGGUAUCUGCUUUCAAAGCGACGCAGAAGUUAGCAACACAGCGCUAAUCGCAAUCAAUUAGAGUGUGCAAUUCUUUGAAAUAACGAGAGUAGAUGUUUAAAAGUGCGAAAUAGGCAUUCUGAACUUUCUCGAACAAACGAGCGAUAACGUCAACUCCCGGACGGAAGUUGUGUUGCAGCAGCCACACACACACAAUGGAUGACGGUGGCGGAAUCGGGCUCUGCUUUCCGCAGCCCUUUAGCGUCAAAGAAGAAGAGGAGCAGCGCUUCAUCAGUCAGGAGGGCGAGCAGCUUCAAGGGCAGGACUUCCCGGUGAUCCGUGUCAUCGUAAAGAGUGAAGAUGACGAAGACAGAAGUGAGCACAACAGAGGGACCGAACCUCCGAGUAGCAGCUUGACAGCAGAUCACUGCGGAAGAUCCACAGCUGACAGACCGCUAACUCCGCUAUUAGAUAGCGACGACGCAACGUCACGCUAUCCCGACACUGACGAUGAACACUCCAAAGAAGACGUGAACAAACCCUUGAAAUGUUCUCAGUGCGACAAAACGUUUGGCCACAAAAAGAAUCUGAAAAGGCACAUGAGAUAUCACACGGGGGAAAAACCAUUUGUCUGCUCAUUCUGCGCCCAAGCAUUCUACGAGAAGGCCCAUUUGACAACACACACGAGAACACACACCGGGGAAAAGCCAUUUUCCUGCUCGAUUUGCGAUAAAAUAUUUUGCGAUCGCUCGGCGUGGGUCGUUCACCAGAGAACACACACUGGGGAGAAACCUUUUACUUGCUCAAUUUGUGGGAAAAGUUUCCCCCGCAGGGAAAAUCUGAGAACUCACACACGGACACACACAGGAGAGAAACCUUUUACAUGCGCUGUCUGCAAAACCAGUUUUACCGUUCGGUCCACGUUGGUUCAGCACAUGAGAACGCACACGGGUGAGAAACCUUUUGCAUGCUCAGACUGUGGCACGAAAUUCUCUCAAAAGACGCACCUAAAAAAUCAUAUGAGAACGCACACUGGGGAAAAACCGUUUACUUGCCCUUUUUGUGACAAACGUUUCUCUGUUAAGGGAAGUUUGAUAACACACAUUCGAACGCACACUGGAGGGAUGUGAUGUGUUGCUGUGAGUUCAUUUCUUAAUGAGUCACCCGAUUUUUUAUUCGACACAAUACUCAUUUUUUAACAUUAAUUCCGCUCUUCAUUAAAUACAACACUAUCAUCUCAAAUCAAGUUCACAAGCAUAGUAUUUAGAUUAUGUAUCAUAGUUUGGGAUGAUGUGAUGGAGUCCAUGACGUCAUUGGUUGUACUGCAUGUCUUCACAUGUUUACAAUGAAGACUAAUGUAUCCAAAAUGGGUUGGACUGCAAUAAAACCAAAUUUACAUUCGU